Messenger RNA from Hippocampus zosterae (dwarf seahorse), 5807 nucleotides. Its product is annotated as leucine-rich repeat and fibronectin type III domain-containing protein 1-like protein. Lineage: Eukaryota; Metazoa; Chordata; Actinopteri; Syngnathiformes; Syngnathidae. The transcript has 9 exons. Gene Ontology annotation, molecular function: protein binding. The record is from RefSeq and is a predicted model, not a curated record. The coding region runs from base 1170 to 3314 and encodes 714 amino acids.
GGUUGGGACAAAGCCCACAGCCGCACUGUGGGAAAGUAACUGCAGGCGGGGCCAUCUAGGAUGCUCACAGUGUCGGAGCAUAUCCCAUUUGAUCAGGGAUAAGCCCCCGCGCGAAGGUUCUUUGCUGCUUACAAGAGGAUUUAUUUGUUGAUUUUUUUUUCGUUUUAUUUUUUGGGAGUAUUCUUUGUGACUCGUUGCUCUGCAGGCUGCAACUUCAACAUUUUCUAUAAGUCUCUUAACACUGCGGACAGACAACGGGUCACGACAAAGUCACUUAUGAGGCGGAAAGAGGGUGGGGGGCAACGACUCCCGGGAGAGCUCCCGUCUGGAUAACCUUGUGGCGGAGCCUAAUCCAUUAAGGGCCACCGGGAGGUUAUCGUUCCAUCGGAGGUGUUGAAAGAGCUGCAAAUGGCAGAACUCAGCUGUCGGGACAGCCAUGCAUUUAGAUCUGGAAGCGACGAGACGCCAAUAGUGGCCCACUAAAGGCGACGAGCAAGCACGCGGCUGUCUUCGUGAAGGAAUCGAUCUCCAAGCUUUGCCGUUGUCAUUGCUUUGUCAUUGGUGACCAAAGGGGUGGUUUCCAGGGUAAGACGCGGUUAGAUAUUUUCCUUUAAACGGUUGAUUGGAAGAAGGGGGCGCGGGGAGCUCGCGUGGAGUGUAAAUGACCGCGAACGCAGCGGUGCGCCGAUUUAGCGGCGUUUUCUCAGCCCAUAAACUGCGUCCCAGCGGAUCUCGAGCGGACGCUGGGUUUCUGUGGGCUGCCACCGGCACCGCGCCUCGUUUAUUUCGAUACGACUGAACCGCGUCACGUGGCCCGACCACCUCAAAAGUCAGCCGCGUGCAGGGAAGACCGAGACAACGAAAAAUACACGCACACACCAAAAAAAAAAAAAAAAAAGUGGACACCGACUAUUGUUGAAUGGUUCUGACCAAGAGUGGGAUUAUUUCGCGCAUUUUUUGCCUGAGAGGGAUUCUGCGCUUGGUUUGCCAAGAGUGGAGAUAACUGGACAAAUAACCCCUACCACCAGCGAGGACGCGAGGGAGACGCAAAGGUUGGGUUCCCUCCCCGUAGGCUGCCCAUCCUAACCUACAGUACCCAUCUGUCUACAGAUGUUCUUCAUGUUGACCCCAAUUAAAGCACAACACACUUCAUAGAGUCCCCGUUUUUCAUGUGGAUGAUCAUGGAACGGCUGUGGUUGUCUUUGCUGUUGCUGGCAGCAGCAUGCAAGGGACAACAAUGUCCGAAACGUUGUAUGUGCCAGAGUCUGUCGCCCUCGCUCGCUAUCCUCUGCUCGAAAACAGGCUUGCUAUUUGUUCCUCUUGCUAUCGACCGACGUACCGUGGAGCUUCGGCUUCAGGAGAACUUCAUCACAGCUGUCAGAAGGAAGGAUUUUGCCAACAUGACCAGCCUGUUACACUUGACGCUGUCCAGAAACACCAUCAGUCAGAUCCUUCCUUCAGCUUUCAGUGACCUGCGGCGAUUAAGAGCACUCCAUUUAGACUCGAAUAGGUUAACCGUUAUUAAGGAUGAUCAUUUCAACGGCCUCACCAACCUUCGCCAUCUAAUUUUGGCCAAUAACCAGCUUCACUCCAUAUCUCCCCAUGCUUUUGAUGACUUCCUGUCCACACUAGAGGAUUUGGACCUCAGCUACAAUAACCUUGCACAAGUUCCUUGGGACACAAUUGGACGCCUAACAAAUGUCAAUACCUUAAAUAUGGAUCAUAACCUCAUUGACAAUGUUCCCCAAGGAGUUUUCACCAAUCUACACAAACUUGCCAGGCUGGACAUGACAUCCAACAAACUGAAAAAAAUUCCACCUGAUCCUUUGUUCCUGAGAAUCCCAGUCUAUGCAAAAUCCAAAGGCAGCCCCUUGUCAUCCUUAGUUUUGAGUUUUGGUGGAAACCCUCUCCAUUGCAAUUGUGAACUUCUGUGGUUGAGGAGGCUGACCCGAGAGGAUGACUUGGAGACGUGCGCUUCGCCACCAGACCUGAGUGCCAAAUACUUCUGGACAAUAUCUGAAGAGGAAUUUAUUUGUGAUCCGCCAGUGUUAACUCGCAAGUCACCUCAGACUGUGACUAUGGAGGGCCAGCCAGCCAGUCUCAAAUGUAAAGCAAAUGGGGAUCCAGAACCAGAAGUCCACUGGAUCAGUCCUGAAGGGCGACUUAUCUCGAAUGGCACAAGAAUAUUGGUUUUCCCAAAUGGAAGCUUGGAGAUCAACGUCACCUCUCUGAAGGAUGCAGGGAACUUCACCUGCAUUGCCUCUAACGCGGCGGGCGAAUCAACAGGGCGAGUGGAACUGCUCGUUACACCAAUGCCCCAUCUGGCAAACAGCACAAGCCGUAGCAGAGACCCAUCGGAGACCAGAGAGCCUGCUCCUUCUGACAUUCUAACCUCAUCAAAAGUCUUAAUGCCAAACAAUGAGACCCGUGCAGGAGAUCGCAAGGUUUCCUUGAUGGAGCUGACAGGAAACUCUGCCCUCAUUAGAUGGAGUAGUCAAACAACUAUUUCAGGCGUCAGGAUGUUCCAGGUCCAGUACAACAGCUCAGGGGAUGACACACUGGUGUACAGGAUGAUUCCCUCCAGCAGCAAUGACUUCCUGGUUCGUGACCUUGCCGCCGGGAGAAGCUAUGACCUGUGCGUCCUUGCCGUGUUUGACGAUGUUGUCACCUCACUGACUGCAACACGUCCUCUGGGCUGCUUGUCAUUCACGACAGACACGGAAUUCAGCCAGUGUCAGGCAUUACACAGUCACUUCUUGGGAGGAACUAUGAUCAUCAUCAUCGGCGGAAUUAUCGUGGCGUCCGUUUUGGUUUUUAUUAUUAUCCUGAUGAUAAGAUACAAGGUUUAUAGCCAGCAAGGGACUGCUCAUGGAAAAUCAGCCAUUUCUACAACCGUGCCAAGACAGCAGAGCAAUGGUCAAGGGGGUGGAGGUCAGGCCCAAGUCCUGCCUCGCUCUGCAUCAAAAGUGACUGACAGUCAGGACGAAGAAGCGGUGGGUCCUUCUGGGGCCCUGUCACCGAGCAACACCCUGAGAGACACUGUUGCAUUGGUUGUGGAGGACGCCGGUGGGCGGAACAUAAAAACACGGACUGACUUUACGGCCGGUGAGGAGUCGCUUUCACCCAAUAAAGCCCGCUUCGCCUCCAGAGUGGCCAUUGAGAUGAAAAACAGACCGCCAUCUGUCGUCAAAGAACCUACUUCCCCCAAGGAACUGGCAGGUAGAGAGCCAACGGAUAAGGAGCAUCGCGAGGGGAGGCAAGCAGCCGGGGGCAAAAUUGGCAAAAAGCGGUUCACGGGGAAAGAAUGGAUAUAGGAUAAAGAAAUGAAAAAGAGUCGUACAGGAAGAAAUGGAGAGUGGGGGCAAAAAUGAGAUAUUUUUGAGAGUGUGAAUUGCUUAGCGAGCCAAAGGGAAUAGUAGAAGCUGAGCGAGUGUGAAAGAGAAUGAUCGACAUAAGCCAUAUUGAAAGAAGGGAGGUUGGAGGAAAGGAAGACACAAUUUGAUGAGUACAUUCACAGUCAUAUAUUGUAGCCUUUGGUAGAGCAAGCAUUUCCUGAUCAAUUAUUUUGUGCAAAUUCUUCAGGUGGUUUACAUAUUAAUUAGAUUGUUAUGAAUUACAUUAUACUUCUCUAUUAUACAUUAAAUUCAUGCUACCUACGAAAUCGUCAGUGGGUGUAAAAGUACGCAUGCGCAGCAGUACACAAAGCUGUGUAAAAUUAAAAAAAAAUAAAAAACACUUCCUGACCUCCACCACUCACAAUCAGCGCCCUUCAAAAGCAGUUGGUUUUCUUUUUUCUGUACUCAUGUAUUAUAACCCCGUUUUGUUGGUUUGUGUGUGUGUGUGCCAUGUGGAGUCACCUCGAAGUCACGUCAUGACCCAACGUGCCGCACCUCGCCAUAUAGGCAAUAUCUCGGAGCUGUUACGGCGUUUCCCGAUGAGAGACCAAGCCCAAAAACGAAGAAGAAAAAAUGUCCCUUACUCUAUGCGCGCUAAUAAUUUCCAAUAUUUACGUAGUGGGGCUAUGAUGGGAAAAAAAAUGGGUUUGGAAAAUACUUUUGCCGUCACUUGAUAUAAUGCUUGGCAUCAGGUACAGCCAUUUCCUUCUUCCUCACAAGACGCCAAAUUCAUCAACUUGCGGCCGAUGACAAUAUCCAAAGGUAGUGAAAUGUUCAAAGCACAAAGUUCGAAAUCAGAAAAUGAGUCUGUCCCCCACCCCUCUCAUUUUAUUUGGAGAAAGAAAUAAACAAACUAUGCACUGAUUCAAAAGUAAUAAUAUGUACUUUUUUUACUGUAAUACAGUAUAAAGUCUUGAUACUUGCUUACUUCGCACCACUGGAAAUAACGAGGCAAAUAAACUGCUCGAAUUUCAGCCUGCCUAAGCGCGCGUUUUGAUGACAAUUUCGACUCACGCUUUGGGUUCCGCUCCCUCAAGUGAUUGCUGUAUAAAUGUGGCCUAUUUUCCUUAGAAUCAGUCAGAGUCUAAGUGAACCUCUCCAGGGUAAUAAUGUAUAAUAGGAGCAGAAACACUGUAACCAAUGUGGAAUACGCCACACAAACAAUGCGAAAGGGAAAUCUGCUAUGAGUGAUAGACAGUAGCUAGCUGAGAACGGUGGUGGUGGGAUUUAAACUGGUGGAACGAUUAAAAAGCUUGGCUGGCUUUGGUGAAACUAAAAACAGCCACGCAACGACGACAACAACAAACGCAUUUACUGUGAUAUGAAUGAAGUAUGUUCAUUUAAAAGAGCGGAGCGGAAAGGCACGAUUGUGACAGUGAGUCACAUGAACGGAAAAAAAAAAAAGGUCUUGGACAAGAUGUUUGACUCAGCCGUGCCUCACGUAAACUGAGAUAUUUAAAUCGCCGGUUUUAUCAAAAGGAAAAUGUUCCAUGGCGUCCAAAUGACUCAAGGCUAGUGGUGCAUAGUGUGCAGAGGUUGCCAACUUUCUGCCACAGAGUUCUAGAAGUCUUUUUUACUUGAAGAGCAAUGCAUAGGGGGCUUCAUGGAAUGGGUUUCCAUGGUUGAGCAGCUGCGACCAAGCCAUACAUCACCAAAGUGCAAUGCGCAACCUUGACUGUUGUGUCAAGCACGGCGCCAGCGGACUCGAGAGGAGGGACACCCGUUCUCUGGGGUGACUAAUCACUCUUUUCCAUCUGGCAAUCGCCUGCUUGUCCAACAUCAGUGUGUGAACUCAAAAAUCACGCUAUUAUGGCUGCAAAAUGUCGGCCAACAUCACAAGUGGGAUGUCACUGAAGUUCAUAUGCAAGUUAACAUAGCCACAUGAAUGUUUUGGGCGAUACAUAGGUGAGCCGCCAUUGCCGAAUGAGUCCAAAAUUGCACAGAUAGAUUCUGAUAUACAAUACAAGAAUGGUUCAGUUGGUCACGCUCAUACCUCUUUCAUCGAUUGAAAGUUUCAUUUUCACGAUAUGAAGAUUGUGAAGUGUUUGAGAGUCACAUUUUGUAAAGCUUACAAUGUUUUUUUUUGUUGCAAACUUAAACUGCGUAAAUUUGGAUCGCAGAACACAAAUGAUUGUGUCAGAGGUUAAGAAGAAGAAGAAAAAAAACUAAUCUUGCCUGUGGGUCACCAUUAAAAACGUGUCCUUGAUAACAGCCCUGUACAAGAUGAAUAUUACUAUUCUAUUAAGCAACUUAAUCAUGGGGAGAACAGGCUAUUCUAAAGCUAAUAAAACUUUAUGAUGACCGACUUAUUCCCAGGAUGCACAUCCUCAAACAACAAAAUCUGAAAUAAGCACUCAGCGCGUAUCUUCCUGUAAAUUUGAUCAUUUGUAACUUGUAGGAAAAAAAAAAGAA